AUGUUUGAGCCGAAAACUGUUCAUGAAAUGGUCACGCCGGUAUUAAUGGCGAACGCCAUCGUCGGCAUGGGAAUUUGGUCCUCCAAUCGAGGCAAAUUUCUAAACAUUGCAUAUUCGUUGAUUUGUCUAGUGAUGUAUUGUGUCGUGAUGAAGUUGUCGAUAGAGUACCUGGGAAAUCAUUAUUUGCCCAAAGUGACUUCACUCGGGAAUUAUACAUUUUAUGGGAUCUUCUACGCCAACAUUUGUCUGACAGUCUGCCUCAUUCCUUGCGGCUGGUUGAGGAAAAAGUAUAUGAAGGCAGCAAUAAUGCGCAUAGCAAUGUGCGAGAAAUCUUUGGAACAAAUGGGAUUGGAAAAGAACUAUCGGAAAUUGUAUCGGAAUCAACUUAUUGCUCUCAUAUUCGUCGCAGUGAUAUUCAUCGUAUUUAUAGUGGUCAAUUAUGAUGGGAUGUUCGUGGAGGGUACACCUUUGCAUGUCAAAAUUAUCAUUACGUUUGCCUUUAAUUAUCCCGUCGGUUUGCUCUACGUGAGUGACGUAUCAUUCUUACACUGGGUCAGCUACGCAAAGAUUCGAUUCACUCAACUGAACAAUCUGCUGAGACUCAUGUUAACGACUACGCCAGAUUCGCCGCAGCACAAAAGGGUACUAAAAAUGAAGGACGAAUGGGACAAGUCCUUUGUCGCAUCUACGCAGGAGGAUUCUAAAUCUAAGAAUAAUACCGACACGAUGAGGGCUGUUAAGCAAGUUCAUUUAGAAUUAAUCAAGUCUACCAGGUGUACGAAUGAUGCGUUUGGCAUACAGAUCCUCUUUUCUAUGACGGUGUCGUUCGUAUUCAUCACUAGUCUCCUAUAUUACGCUUACAAGAUUUUCUGGCAAGACAUCGUUUCUAGGGAGAAAUCCCAGAAGGAAAUAAUACCGGUCAUUAGCUGGAUUCUGUUCUACUCAUCGAAAGUCCUCAUCAUAAAUCAUAUGUGCGCAAUGGCGAGCAUACGAGAUUUCACUCUACAAUUGAUACAGAAUCCGUUGACAUUCACGGCGUGUGGCUUCUUCAAUCUGGAUCAUACGUUCAUUCAUGGGGUCAUUGGCUCGGUUACCACAUACCUCGUGAUUCUCAUCCAAGUUGGAGAUUUACCUACAGGAAAUGAUAAACCACCGAAUACUACCAUACAACCAUAUACAUUCGACGAGUCGAAUAUUACUAUGACCGAUGCAUUUACAACCAUUACUUCUCCGUAA
This is a messenger RNA of Atta colombica, 1236 nucleotides long. RefSeq lists its product as uncharacterized. The coding region runs from base 1 to 1236 and encodes 411 amino acids. NCBI's taxonomy places the organism in Eukaryota, Metazoa, Arthropoda, Insecta, Hymenoptera, Formicidae. The transcript is spliced from 6 exons. Gene Ontology annotation, cellular component: neuronal cell body; dendrite; axon. The record is from RefSeq and is a predicted model, not a curated record. Gene Ontology annotation, biological process: sensory perception of taste.